GCACCUCGCUGCUCCAUAUAUACAUGAAGAGCAGAAGCUUGGGCAAAGGCGAGAAUGGGAGAACCUGAGUCAUAGUAUUGAUUCGUGCAAGACAACAGCCCUCUGCAUUAGCAGCAUCCUCAUCUCCAUCUUCCUGUUAUCCAGCUCCAGUCAUGGCAACCUCCGACAGUGCUCAGUUGAGUAAGGCCAUUAAGCAGAUGUAUCUGGAACUGCCGCAGGGAGAUAAGGUGCAGGCGAUGUACAUCUGGAUUGAUGGGACCGGGGAGGGUCUUCGCUGCAAGACUCGCACUCUGGACAGUGAACCCAAGACCAUAGAAGAUCUGCCCGAAUGGAACUUCGAUGGAUCUAGCACACACCAAUCUGAGGGAUCCAACAGUGACAUGUACCUGAUUCCAGUCGCAAUGUUUAGAGACCCUUUUCGAAGGGAUCCCAACAAGCUGGUACUUUGCGAGGUGCUAAAAUACAACCGAAAAACUGCAGAAACAAACCUACGUCAUACAUGUAAUCAGAUAAUGGACAUGAUGGGAAAUGAGCAUCCAUGGUUUGGAAUGGAACAGGAAUAUACAUUGUUGGGUAUGGAUGGACAUCCUUUUGGCUGGCCUUCAAAUGGCUUCCCAGGACCACAAGGCCCCUAUUACUGUGGAGUAGGUGCAAAUAAGGCAUAUGGUCGGGAUAUUGUGGAGGCUCAUUAUCGGGCUUGUCUUUAUGCUGGUGUGAAAAUUGCAGGAACUAAUGCAGAAGUUAUGCCAGCACAGUGGGAAUUCCAAAUUGGACCAUGUGAAGGAAUAGAUAUGGGAGAUCACCUUUGGAUUGCUCGAUUUAUACUGCAUAGAGUAUGUGAGGAUUUUGGGAUCAUUGUGUCAUUUGACCCAAAACCCAUUACUGGAAACUGGAAUGGAGCUGGAUGUCACACCAAUUUCAGCACAAAGUCAAUGCGUGAAGAAGAAGGCCUUAAGCACAUAGAAGAAUCCAUUGAACGUCUAAGCAAACGUCAUGAGUAUCACAUUAGAAUGUAUGAUCCAAGGGGAGGUAAAGACAAUGCCCGUCGUCUCACAGGUUUCCAUGAGACAUCCAGUAUCCAUGAGUUCUCAGCAGGAGUUGCAAACCGUGGUGCAAGUAUCCGCAUUCCCCGCCUUGUAGGUCAGGAGAAGAAAGGCUAUUUUGAAGAUCGUCGUCCAUCGGCCAACUGUGACCCCUAUGCUGUGACCGAGGCUAUCAUCAGGACCUGCCUGCUGAAUGAAACUGGAGACGAACCUCUUGAAUACAAGAACUAAUCCUGAACAAAAUAAAAGUCCAUACUUUUCUCUUGCCACAUGCAAAGAAUUUUUAGCCAGUUCUGUUUCUAUUUCCAUAUAAAUGUCUGUGUCAGUUAUCGUGUUUUGGCAAGAAAAUUCUGUUUUUGGGUAGUCCCUUAUUAGCUGGAUUUAAAUUUUUUUCUGUUCAUGCAUUUGCCUUCUGAUUUUCAUAACAAAGUAAUAAGGGAGAACUGCCAGGGAUUUGUUUGCGAAAAUCACAUAAUAAGACAGGCAGUGGUAAAUGAGGGUUGUCUUCAACAAGGCAAAAAGUAGACUAAACUCAUUAAAAAUAAAAACUCCAAAGAGAUAGAAACAGGACUGGCCCCAGCCCUUCCUUUUCAAAAAGGCCAGUAAUUCUGCUACAAGGUACAUAUCUUAAAAUCUCUGUUUUUCUACUGGGCCCUAGAAUAGGCACCUAUGGCAGAAAAGGGUAUGAGGUGUUUACAGUUAACACAAUAAAUAAUGUUUUAACGGGGCUGUGCCCCAAGUUAAGUCCACUUACAGCAUCUCUAACAAAGCCCUGAUUCUACAACAAUUAAUUCUAAAGAUCAGGGUAGCAUAUAAGAAAAUCUAAAAUGGUGUAAGCUUGGGGCAUAUGUUAUGCUUUGUGUAACCCCAAGUAUGGGCAUUUUAAAAUGGGUAGAAAAUGAAAGAAUUUGGGGGCAAAAUCUUAUUGGCCAUUUUAAUUCUGAUAACCACUAAGAAACACAGUGCUCUACCCAUUUAAUCCUAGCUUUUGCCAGGUACUUCUAGUCAAUUAAUAAACUAUAGGUCAGUGCUGCUUAUCUGUCAUUACUGAUAGAAAUGCAGGGUACGAUUUUUGCUGCCAAGGAAAUCAGGGGUUAUUUAGUGUGAAUUUUAUGCAUUAUUACAUGUGCAUUCAUGGUCCUUACAAUGUUGUAAUUUGGGUCCAUCUGUUUAGUAUUUUUAUAUUUCACUGUAAAUUUAGAUUCAAGAAAAGUUGAAAAAUGAUUAUAUAUAUAUUAAAAACUUGUAUUGAUAAAAAUAAAAUCGCAAUUACAGUUUUUGUUGGUGCUAAAAGUAAGUGGAGGGUUUGCAGUUUAUGCUGGGGACAGUACAAAGGCAUAAGCCAAGCAAUCUUAAAGCAACAGGGUCAACACAAUAAAGACAGGAGACACAGCAGUUAUAGGGAUCCUGGUGUGAGAAAGAUCCAAGGGAGAUUCUAACUGAUGUAUAGCUUCAUUUUAUGCAUGCAACACAGAUAUAGGGGCUAGUAAAUUAUGGUUUUGGCACUGUGAAGCAGUGAAAAAAUGAUUAUUAGCCUUUUGUAGACUGGAUGAGGGAAGUUUUAGAGAUAAAGGAAGCUUUCAUCAUGCUAUUCCAUUUUCCAUUUAGUUAAAAAUGCAAAUGUUUUAGCAAGGCUAGAUGCUAACAGUUGCGGCUACUGUUCCACUACUAAAAUAUCUGGUGCUUAAGAGUUACAGAUUUUGCAUAAAAAUUGACUGGUUUCCUUGUUUUCCUCAGAAUUUAAACUGCCAAUUCUUCUUUUAUGAGCAGUUCUUGGGUCUAAGAAGCUAGGGUCGACUGCUUUUAACUUGCAUCUCAAUUUUUCAAUAGUUUGGUUUUUAAAUUAGAUUUUUUUCCAUUUUAUAAUAAAAAAAAUAACACUUAAUGAAA
This is a messenger RNA of Xenopus laevis (African clawed frog), 2933 nucleotides long. It is a transcript of the gene glull.L, whose product is annotated as glutamate-ammonia ligase L homeolog. Gene Ontology annotation, molecular function: glutamine synthetase activity; catalytic activity. Gene Ontology annotation, cellular component: cytoplasm; mitochondrion. Bases 153 to 1274 code for a protein of 373 amino acids. The record is from RefSeq and is a predicted model, not a curated record. Gene Ontology annotation, biological process: L-glutamine biosynthetic process. Lineage: Eukaryota; Metazoa; Chordata; Amphibia; Anura; Pipidae. The transcript has 7 exons.